GAGAGAGAGAGAGAGAGAGUGUGUGAGACAGAAUGGCUCGCUGUGGGUCUAAGUUGUGGGUUAUGGCAAUCGCUUUCGUUGUUAUUAGUGUAGGGUUGAAUGCGUUUGUGGCCAAAAGUAAUGGAUGGGAAGCUGCACAUGCGACGUUCUACGGUGAUAUCAGAGGCGGUGAAACCAUGCAAGGAGCUUGUGGGUAUGGCGAUCUGAUAAAAGAAGGAUAUGGCCUAGAGACAACAGCUCUAAGCACAGCACUCUUUAACAAUGGCCUCACUUGUGGUGCUUGUUAUGAAAUCCAAUGUGACAAGUCCUCAUCAAAAUGGUGCAUUGAUGGCUCCUCCGUCCAUGUAACUGCCACCAACUUCUGCCCACCUAACUAUAACAAGCCCAAUGGGAACUGGUGCAACCCUCCAUCCAAACACUUUGAUCUCUCCAUGCCCAUGUUUGUCAAGAUCGCACAGUAUCAGGCCGGCAUUGUUCCUGUUCUUUAUCAGCGUGUACCGUGCGUCAAGACCGGAGGUAUAAAGUUCGAGAUUUCGGCAAAGGGAAAUCCUAACUGGAUACUGGUGUUGGUGUACAAUGUUGGUGGCGCCGGCGACGUUACGAACGUGAAGAUUAAAGGUACAAAUACGGAUUGGAUACAAAUGUCAAGAAAUUGGGGCCAAAACUGGCAAACUGGUACAGAAUUGGUAGGGCAAACCUUGUCAUUCCAAGUUACUAUUAGUGAUGGUAAGAUGGUGCAGUCUGAUAAUGUUGCACCAAGUGGUUGGCAAUUUGGGGAAACCUUUGAGGGCAAGCAGUUCUGACAGUAAAUGAUGGGUUUUU
Messenger RNA from Telopea speciosissima, 822 nucleotides. Its product is annotated as expansin-A23-like. Gene Ontology annotation, cellular component: extracellular region. Bases 33 to 803 code for a protein of 256 amino acids. Lineage: Eukaryota; Viridiplantae; Streptophyta; Magnoliopsida; Proteales; Proteaceae. The record is from RefSeq and is a predicted model, not a curated record. Gene Ontology annotation, biological process: plant-type cell wall organization. The transcript is spliced from 2 exons.